CCCGAGGCCUCCCCACACAGAGGAGAGACGCGUCAGUCGGUGAGGCGAUCGCACAGGGUGAGGAACGAUGCGAGUGCCGAGUUUCCUCUUGUGUCUCGUCGGUUCCCUGGCGACUUCCGGUGAUCGCGAUGAAGAGAUCGCGAAUCCGGAUGCCUUGAACGAGGCUGCGGCUUGGUCUUACAUGAAAGACUAUAACGCGGAUGCGUCAAAAACGUGCAAUCGAAACACUCUCGUCGGUUGGGCCUACGCCACUGAUCUCACCGAAGCGAAUCGUCAGGCUGUCUUGACAGAGAGCCUGGUAUCUGCGCACUACUGGAAGGAAACGUGGAAGAACGUGACCUCGUUCGAAUGGAGAAAAUUUCGCACCCCAGAGUUGAAGCGGCUCUUCAAGUCUCUCUCCAUCCUCGGCACGGCUGCCCUCCCGGAUUACAAAUUCACACGGGUCGAACAGAUGAGAAGUCGGAUUACAGAUCUGAAGCGGAAGAUGACAAGCGCCUGCGACGCCGACGAGCUCCAAUGGAUCUGGGAACAAUGGAGAGAAGCCACGGGAAAGAAGAUGAGGGGGAUGUACAGGGAAUUCAUCGACCUCAGCAGUGAAGCUGCCAAGGUCAACGGUGAGUCUUAA
Molecule: messenger RNA, 625 nt
Organism: Darwinula stevensoni
Lineage: Eukaryota; Metazoa; Arthropoda; Ostracoda; Podocopida; Darwinulidae
Source: the annotation of a GenBank genome assembly